ACUGCCUGCGCUUCCAUCGGCGUCCGCUAGUACAGGCUGAUCAAGAAGUGAGUGCAUUUCACUUUUGUUUGAAUACGCAGUGAGGAAAGGAGGGUUCUUUCUGUUUUGUGCCAUAUUUAGUUUGCCACAAAAAGAAACGUAAUGCAAUUCCUCGCUUGCAAGUGUGCUCGAGUCAUAGCAUUAUAAAAGAACGUUACAAUUUGCCAUGGAGCGGCAAAUUCACCAAGCUGUCGACGGAUCAACAACUUCUGAGAAAUAACAUAGCUACUGGGCUGCUUCCUCCGUGGACGCCGUUAACGGCGAUGGGGAUUCAUAUUUGAACAUUGGCUCUAUAGUUUAAAGGAGACUGUCCUGUUAUACAAACACACUGUAUGGCUUUCAUAAUGAUGAAGAAAAAGAAAUUCAAGUUUAAAGUCGAUUUUGAACUGGACGAGCUGUCCUCUGUUCCCUUUGUCAACGGAGUUCUGUUCUGUAAAAUCAGGCUUCUGGAUGGUGGCUUCACAGAAGAAUCGUCCAGGGAGGUGGUACAAGCUAACUGCGUUCGCUGGAGGAACAUGUUCUCGUUUCUGUGUAAAAUGAGUGCCAGUGCCAGUACUGGAGUGCUGGACCCCUGUGUCUGCAGGGUAUCAGUGCGAAAGGAAAUGAAAGGAGGAAAGACAUAUGCAAAGGUUAGAAGUGUUUGUUUUUUCCCUCUUGGGUUUGCUGAUCUGAAUCUGGCCGAGUUUGCUGGCUCUGGCAACACGAAGCGGAGGUGCUUACUUGAGGGCUAUGAUACCAAAAACACCCGGCAGGAUAAUUCCAUUCUGAAGGUUUUAAUCAACAUGCAGCUGAAGUCUGGGGACCCCUGCUUUAAAACACCCCCUUCAACAGCAAUGUACAUAGGGAUACAAGGAGAAGCUGAACAUUUACAUCAAGAUCGGAAGGGAAGAGAUACACUGAAGCCUUUAUUUGGUAUUUCAGACCCCCCAGGAAAGUGUGCCUCGGUUCCAGAGGAACUUGGAGUGUGUGGUCACUCCAGAACAUCAAGCUAUGCUAGUCAGCAGUCUAAAGUAUCAGGGUACAGUACAGGGCACUCGCGCUCCUCAAGCCUGUGUGAGCUUUCCCACAGGAGGAACGCCUCUGUGGGCAGCGCAUCGACAGGGAUCGGAAGCAUCCCUGAACCCAGCGAGGAGAGCUCCCCAAGGGUAGGACCUGCUGCUGCUGGGGCUGCUUCUGCUCCCAUGCCAGGGCACCUCACCCCAGUCAAGAGUGGCUCCUCUUCCGAGCGGCUCUGCAGGCAUGCAGUGAAGCAGGACUCUGUGGAGUCUCAGCUGAAGCGGGUCGAUGCCACCAGGGUUGAUGCCGAUGACAUUGUGGAAAAGAUUCUGCAGAGUCAGGACUUCACUCGCAGUCUGCUGGACUCCAGCGCAGAAGAAGAGGGAUUACGGUUAUUUGUGGGGCCUGGAGGAAGCACUGCUUUGGGGAGCCAUCAUCUACCCGCAAGGGUUGGAGCAGGGGCUUAUGAACAAGUGGUGAUAAAGCGUUAGAAGAGAGAGGCCAGACAUUCAGAGAAGCAAUGACAUGGAAAGGAAAUCUCAGCAAAGGGGCAGAGGCGAGACUGUUGUGUUUCACUUCAUUCCAGCAACACUUACACAAUCCUUGAAUUUAAAGCCGGGGGGACCCACUGAAGAGCUACUACACACAGCCUGUAUAAACAAGCACCUUUGAGUGUUAAGUCAGUGAAGUAGUAGCAUAGAUAGAGUAUUUACACUUGAUAUGUUGUGAAGGAGAAGAAGAAAAAUCAGAUCCAGAAAAAUGGAGUGUGUGUAUCAGGUUAUUCACAUUAUAAAGCUGCUUAUAAGAGUGAGUUUCUCUUCAAAAGGAAUAUUGACAUUCUCUGUUACCCAGAUUGUAUCAGUUGUUUUGUUUAAUAAUGAAUUUUGAUUUGUAGAUGCUUUUGAUCUACAACUACGGCGAAAAGUUUAGCAUCACCUAGAAUUUUAGGAUUGUGACAUAACAAAAAAAACUAUAUGAACAUAAUUUAGAUCUUUUAUUUAACAUCAUGUAAUCAAAGAAACUACAAAACAAUAUUGCAAAAGUCAAAAGGAUAGCACAGACAUAAACAUCUUUAUUUUAAUAUUGAAGUCAAAUGAAUGACUGUAAACUCAGGUAAUCUAGUUUGGAAACACGAGAAAACUGAAGGCAAACCUUGCCUUUGCUGUGAUUCGGUUUUUGAGAACCAAUUUGAGAAUAACUGACCUUUUUUAUUACAAACAAACACAAAAAAAACAUUCAAAUAAGCCACAUAAUGAGUCUGUCAGUGGAAAUUCCUUAGCAGUGCUUCUGACAGUUGUAUAUUCCAACCGUGAGUAGAAAACAACUUUUCUUAAUUGUUUUUGUUCUAUACACUAUAUACAAAGGGCAGAUAUACCUAUAAAUGUACCUUAUUUGUUUGGAGGCUAAUAUGACAAAGUUUAUUUUUUUUAUUUUUAUUUUUUUUUAAAUAACGAAAGUCUGAUGCUAGCCAGUUCUAGACAAAAACAUUUAGUUGUGUCAUGAAUUUGUAAAACAAAUACUAAGUAAAAUAAAAUAAAAUAAAGUACUAUUGACUACUCUUGAGCCAUCCUGAUCCACGUUCACAGAAAUAAUUGUGCUUUCCUGUCACUAUUUUAAUAAAGUAAAAUACUGAGACAGUUUUUUUUAAAUGUUAAAGUUUUAAUUGUGCUCGUCAAUGUUUCACCACUACUAUCUUUACGAUCUUUGUGGUUCUUGGGUAUCCAAUUGGAAUUCUAUUUUGAAGAGGUUUGAAAACGUGCUUAGUGUUCCAUUGUUGUGUACCCCCAAUUACAAAAAGCUGAUGUUACCAAGCCAUGUAAUGAAAAGAAAAAGAAGGUGUCAUAAUACAGUAUUAGCCCCUGGGAGGUCAGCCUUUGAACCUGAAAUUGGGUCAACUGAAUGUCUAUAGUAGGAACGUAAAUCUUUGUAUUUCUAAAGCCAGAUAAAGAUCACAUUCACUUUUUUUCUGUUGCCUAGCAUGACUCCCAACAUUUUCUCUAAAUUGUGAACCUAUACUAAAGGACGGCACUGUUUUAUGACCUAAUGUUGUUGUUUUUUUUUGUCACUUGGACACAGUUGGCUUAACUUAUUUCUGAACAUGUCUGUAAGUUUAUUUUCUGUGCAAAACCUGUGGAUUAUUAUUAUUAUUAUUAUUUUGUGUUACCUGGGAUAGCUUUACUGGGCUGCUGCCACACCUCAAGUUAAUGUAUACUUUGCAGCCUUUUCUAAAAGCCAUUUUCCAAUUGUUUCUUAGCUUGUUAAAAAAUAUUACCACUUCUAAGAUUAUUGAAGUUUUAAUUGUUAUGUUUUUAAGUCAGGUUAUGCCCACUCAAGGAUGUACAACUCAAAUCAAGGAGCAUCUUUCCCAGCACGGCAGACUUGAGGGGCUGAUUUCCUUGAGUGGGUGCCAUCCUACAGUAUUCCAAAACAUUUCAAUCUUAAACAUUAGAACUUCCUACAAUGACUGUCAAAGUGACAAAAUUACUAUGGCUAAGGAAAUGUAGAAAAAUAACAAUUAUACAGCAUAUGUCUUUGUCUACUCUCGUUGAUGGUAAAAAAAAGUUAUAA
This is a messenger RNA of Acipenser ruthenus (sterlet), 3603 nucleotides long. RefSeq names its product EEIG family member 2-like. Bases 372 to 1526 code for a protein of 384 amino acids. The transcript is spliced from 11 exons. Lineage: Eukaryota; Metazoa; Chordata; Actinopteri; Acipenseriformes; Acipenseridae. The record is from RefSeq and is a predicted model, not a curated record.